Molecule: messenger RNA, 2401 nt
Organism: Prorocentrum cordatum
Lineage: Eukaryota; Dinophyceae; Prorocentrales; Prorocentraceae
Source: the annotation of a GenBank genome assembly
AUGGCUUCGAAGCGCAGCAGCCUGAGCAAGCUGCGGCUCUCGCCGCACUACGCCUCGCUGGCCAGGUUCCACGCAGCAGAGGGCCCGCCGCACGAGCUGAGGGUCGAGGCGAGCACGGACGACGCCGAGGACGUCGUGCAGAUCUGCCGGCAUCUGGACCUCCAGUGCGAGGCGCCCGCCGCGGCCCCUGGCGCAUUGAGGCGCGUCCUGCGGGUCCGCCGGCCCUUCGACGAGGACGAGGGCCCACCCGGCGCCGACGCCGCUGAGGGCGAUCCGCCAGGCGGCGAGCCCGCGGAGGGCGAGCAGCUCCCGCAGCUGCCGCCGGGCCUGGCGAGGGAGCGCAGGGAGGCGGCCGCGCCCAGACCGCAGGGCCCCGCGGCGGAGGCGGAGGGCCUCGUCGCGGCCGCUCCGGCGGAGCUGGCGGCGUUCUACCGCGCGCUCGUGGACUUCUACCCGGGGCACCAGGCGCAGCUGGCGAAGCUGCUGAUCAAGCACCUGGGCGGUCGCGCCGCCGGCUUCUCCCCGGCCUCCUCGGAUAGCGACUCCUCCUCCAGCCUGUCGUCCGACAGCUCCGACAGCUCGUCGAAGAGGAGGAAGAGGAAGAAGAAGGCCAAGAAGAAGGCCAAAAAGAAGGCCAAGAAGAAAGCGAAACGGGAGGCGAAGGCCGAGGCGAAGGAUGAGGCGAAGGAGGAGCCAGACGCGAAGCGGUGCCUCGCCCUGGCGCCACCGCCCCGGCAGCCCGCCGCCCGCUGGCGCCGGGCCGCGCCCGGCGUCGCCGCCGCCGGCCGCCCGCUGGGGCGGCGCGGCGCCGCCGAGGCCGCGCGCUCUCGGCGGGCGGCCGACGGCGGCCAGACGCUCGCCGGCGGCGGCGGCGACGGCACGGCGACGGCCGGCCGACCGACCGCUCGCCAGCGCGGCGCGGAUGCUGCGCGGCGGAACGCCCUGGAGGAUGCCCGCGGCGCCCUUCUGGCGGCCCACGCCGCCAGCGGCCUGGCGGUGGAGGUGUUCCCCGACUUCGACGCGGCUUGCAUCGACUGGGCACCUGCGCAGCGCGGCCCCUCCAUCGCUGAAUCCGACGUGAUCAGGCCGAAGAUUGACCAGGAAAUCGGCCUGGCCAAGCGGAAUCGAGAGGCAAAGAAGCUGGCUCGCAGGUGGAUCAAGUUCCAGAACGUGCACCUCAAGACGCCUGCGACUGGGGAGGACGCAGUCGCCCCACUGCGGAUAUGGCCCGAGGGCCGCUCUGCGGCAGCAAGGAUGUCGGACGACGCCGAGGGCAAGGGCAGGGAGAGCGAGAACGACGGCAAGUGGGCCAAGAGGGCUUGCCUCUUCAAGUUCCGCUACGGCCGCGAGGCCGCCGGCGGCCAGAUAUUUCCGGCUGGGCGCGCCCUGGCGCAUUGGGGCCCCACGGGCGACGCCGAGAGGCAACGCGAGUUGCAGCGGCUGUCGGCCGACCUCGGGCUGCUGGAGGCCACGGUGGCGGAGGUGAAGGCGCGCGCCGACCGCCGCAGAGGCGGCCCGGGCCCGCCCGCGGGCGUCGGUGCGCCAGAGGCCGCCUGGGGGAGGCCGCCCGCCGCCGCGGAGGAGGAGCGUGCGGUGGCCAGCGCGAGCGCGGGGUCUGCCGGGGCUCGGCCUCUGCUCUGGCCGGCGCCCGCGGGCUGCGGCGAGUGCGCGGCGGACGCGGCCCUCACGCCGCCCGCCGAGCCGCCGCUCGCCGAGCCGCCGCCCCCCGCCGGGGCCUCCGCCGCCCGCGCGGCGCGCGCCGCCGAGCCCGAGGCGCGGUGGCCCAGGUGGGCGGACCCCGCCGUGGCGGCGCAGGCGCGGGCGAGCCUGGAGCGGGUGCGGGAGAGGAUCCAGGUGGUGACGGAGGAGUGCAUGCAAGAGCUGGCGCGGGCCCAACUUCUCCUCGGGGACCGCCCCGACGAGGAGGCCGAGUGGCCAGCGCUGGUCAAGGCGGGGCUACCCGGGGCCUCCGCCGUGAAUUCGCUGCUGACCGUGUCCGCGCCGCCGUCGCAGCGGUCCUCCCGGGCCAACUACCAGUCCGCCGUGCUGCGCCGGAGCCCGGGGCGCUUCUAUCGGAGCCCGUGAGCUGGGCCGGGUCCCCCGCCUCCCUCCGGGUCGGACGGCCCGGGCAUCCCCGCCUGACGAGAUUCUCGAUUCGUCCUCGCCCGAGUUUAUCCUCGUCCUGGCCUCGUCUUGCACUCUUCGCCCGCGGGGUUCUCGGCCUCCGCUCGCGCCUUGGCCGGUCGGCCAGCUGCAUCGACGAGGCCGCGGAGCGGGGGCGCGCCCGGCGCUGCGCCGGGCUGGAGAGAAAGAGGGCGCUGCCCGAUCCGCCGCGGGGCGGGGAUUGCACCGUGUCGUGCGGCCGUCGGCCUGACACGGUGCGAUGUCCCACAUGUUCCAG